AUGGAUGAACUUGAUGCUUCGUACCUUGUUGCUGUCAUUCUUUAUGGAAACUAUAUUUUCGAUCUAUUGGUGUACCUGGUUCAUUGGACAGAACUCAAGCCAAGCUUCAAGUCGUAUUACAUCGUACAUCACGGUGUUUGUUUGGUCGCCCUAUUGAUUUGGCGAUGUGCUGGUGGAUCCUCUACGCUUCAACUUGCAUAUACUGUUGGAUUUAUCCUGUGGAUUUCAGAGCUCCCUCUUGCAUACCUCAUCCAACUCAUCCGCUUCUCCUACCCUCAAGUUUGGUGUACUCCACUCCAAAUCGGACUUGCAUGUCUCGCUCAAGUGUGCUCUUUGAUGUCAUACAUUUACGUAGCCUUGCAUAUUCCAAAAUCAGAGUGGUUUGGAGUGACGCCUAUCUUGCUCUUGCUUAUUGGACUAACGAUGGAUGCUAUUGACGCCUCUGGUACCCUAUUCUUCCUGAUGAAACGAAUCAAAGGUGGUCGCAAAGCCAAGCCUACAAUCGAAACCAGGAGGACACCUACGCAUUCACAAGCUGCCUCUCCCCAGACACCAAAAAUAAAGUCACCAUAA
Synchytrium microbalum is the source of this 573-nucleotide messenger RNA. RefSeq lists its product as uncharacterized. The transcript has 4 exons. Bases 1 to 573 code for a protein of 190 amino acids. NCBI's taxonomy places the organism in Eukaryota, Fungi, Chytridiomycota, Chytridiomycetes, Synchytriales, Synchytriaceae. The record is from RefSeq and is a predicted model, not a curated record.